Molecule: messenger RNA, 451 nt
Organism: Cryptomeria japonica (Japanese cedar)
Lineage: Eukaryota; Viridiplantae; Streptophyta; Pinopsida; Cupressales; Cupressaceae
Exons: 2
Coding region: 44-412 (122 amino acids)
Biological process (GO): chromatin remodeling
Cellular component (GO): cytoplasm
Source: RefSeq, a predicted model, not a curated record
CAGGUUGUCAUUCGAUGUUUGGAUGUAAUAGCUAGUGUAAUUCAUGUAUGUGGAGACCGAAAAAUCUAUGCUGCUUCCUUUUAGAAAGGGUAGCAAUCUUAUUGACCAGGCAGACAUGGCAGAAGGAACCUUGAUUAAGGUGCAAGAAGCAUUUUUUUUAAUGAUUGCAGCCAUUGCAAGUGACAAGAAAAGUGCUUGUGCUCUGGAGGCAAUAUUCAAACAGAUGGCUGGGUUGGCUGUGGGUUUUUCUUGUGGUAGUCAAACAUUGGAGAAAGCUGCUACAGAUGCCUUGCUUGGUCUAUCAAGCAUUGAUCAAGAUCUUGUUUGGCUACUUCUAGCUGACAUUGUUUACUCAGGAGAUGGCAGAGAGGUGCCAAGUCUUCCUUGUACAGGGUUGCCAAAGAUUGCUUGACUUCUCCCAGAGUCACCCCAGGAAUAUAUUUGGGUUCAA